AGCAAAACCUUUCGUAAGUAUUUUUUAUUUUUUUAAAUUAUCCUACCCAAUUUCUAAGGGGUUAAAAGGCAUAUACUCAUUCAAUUUGCAAAUCGAUGCAAACAUCCAUGGAUAAUCCAUGUUCUAGUGACAAGUAUUUCGAAUAGAAAAUUUUAGUUAUUUGCAUCCACAAGGAGUGUUGUUUUUGUCUUGGAACAGAUAUCAUCUUAAAUCUGUGCUAUUUGUAAAAAUUUGGCGCAGUGUUCAAUCGGUUGUACAGAUCUAAAUGUAGUUUCAGUCUGCUAUAAUUCCGUGGUUUAAUUAAGUGACAAAAUGGCUUUUGCAGAGUACAUUAGAUCUAGCAUUCAUCCAAAUUUUUCUCAAAUUUCAGAUCUUCCGUCGACCAAACACCUAACAAUUGAAUUGUGCGUAAGCGCGUUCCUCGUAUACAGGGAAGCAUUAUAACGCGCUGUACUGUUGUCGUUGUAUUCGAUGCACAUCAAUCUUUCUCACAUUUUGUUUGCACUAAAGUUUCUCUUAGGCAAUCUGUAAAGGAGUGUUCUUUUAUUGGUUUUUUAGACGAACAACUUAUUUCCUAGUCUAUAAAAUCACAAGGAACUUUGCAAAUAACUGUCGCGCCCGUUAUGCAAUUAGUAAGACUGUAUUAUAUUUCUCAAUUCUCCAUACAGAUAACACCAACUUUCAGAAAAUAUUUCAAAUCCCGAAUGGCAAUUUCGACCAGCUCUUUGGUGUACGUUCUAUUUCUGGCCGUGAUGAUUAGUAUUAACAUCGCUGGUAAUUCUUUGGUGUGUGUUGUAAUAUUGAAGAAAAGAGCGAUGAAAACCUCCAUCAACUGGCUUGUUUUCCACCUGGCCAUCGCCGAUUUACUGGUCGCUGUCUUCUUCAUUCCACCUUGCAUUCUGAGCCACUUUAUUGAGCAGCCGAGCGGUGUUACUGGAGACCUGCUGUGCAAGUUCAUUACCAGUGGGGUUUUGGGUUGGGCGGCGGCUUCAGCCUCGAGCUUUCUCCUGGUGGCAAUAGCGUUUGAGCGUUAUUCUGCUACAGUACAUCCGCUGCUAUCACUCUGUCGUAGUCGGUCAUGUUGGUUUGUGCCAAUUGUAUGGACACUGUCGAUCCUACUGGACAUGCCAAGUCUCGCAGUAUCUUCCUUUGAUGCAGAAAUUCAAAUAUGCGUGGAGAACUUUCCAGAUUACACAACGAUGCGAGCGUAUUACCUCGCUUGGUCGUUUGCCAAUUCAGUGCUGCCAAUGUGCAUUAUGGGAUACCUGUACGCACGGAUCAUUUUAAGUCUGUGCAACCGUGUUCUCGUGCCAGGCUCUUGUCCAAGAGUCGUGUCACGGUCCAAAGAUAAGGUAACUAAGAUGUUCAUCUCAGUCUCUUUUAUCUUCAUCACGUGCUGGACCCCUCCCGCAGUGCUUUGCGUGUUGAGUCCCGUGAUUCCUGGCGGAUACGCCACAGUGCAUCCCGUGACAACAGCAAGCGCGUUGUUGAAUUCCUGCCUCAAUCCACUGGUCUACACGCUUCAUAGUCAACAGUUCAGGAAGAAUAUUGCUUCAAUGGUUUCUUGUUCCAAAAAUAAGCAGCCAGCAAAAUACAAGACAAAGAACACAAACGGUUCUGGAAUAAAGUCAUCACGGCAGCUGGAACUUCAUGGAUAACAUCAUUUGAAGACUUAUCAAAAUAUUGGUCUCAAUUCUCCAUGACUUUUAGCCACAACCCCCUGAGGUUAUUUGGCCGGAAUCAAUUGUCUAUGACCUCUACGUAAAUAUACUCACCGAUUCUAGGUUUAGAUUUGGAAAUAUAUAGAAAGUUAGCGUUAUAGAAUGAAAGAUAUACCAGACACUCAAGACAGUAUUCAACCACAUUUUUUUGUAAUGUUUCUAUAAUUUUUUUUUGGGACAUUUCUCUAAAAAACAUAUUACAAUUCCAUGUCUAUAUCCGACCACAUUUCCAAACACCUCGAUUUUUGUUAAAAAUAUUCCGCUGCACGUCGAUCGUAUGUUCAAUGCAACUCUCCUUCCGGCGUUUGAAAAUGUGGUGAAAGACGGUCUUUCGAGUUUGAUUCAUUAGUUAAAACUCGUACCUUAUUUCACACCACAGUAUAUUAUUUUCCAUUUCCCAUUUCAUACCAUGACUUAAGCUUUUCUUUUCUACUGUCCUUUCCUUUCGUACGUUUCACGCCGAUGAAUUUCAUAUAAAAAUCGGGAUGGUAGUUUCUUUUAAAGCUAAUACCCUAUUAAUGAAACGUAAAGUAUUAAGUAAAAAGGCAAAUAAACAGAAUGAAUGAAUGAAAUGAAUGAAUGACGUAGUAUAUCAAGCUGUAUAACGUUACUUCAGACUUCAACAUCUUCAAGUUCCACCUUCCCCCGCCCCGACCUCCCUCUCCGCUCCCCAUCCCUCCACUCUCUCGGAGAAUUCCUCAUUCGAUACGAAGUAAUAUACACCUUAUUCCAAAAUGGCCGCUAUUUAAGUAUUUUUUUGU
Molecule: messenger RNA, 2482 nt
Organism: Orbicella faveolata
Lineage: Eukaryota; Metazoa; Cnidaria; Anthozoa; Scleractinia; Merulinidae
Product: neuropeptide FF receptor 2-like
Biological process (GO): G protein-coupled receptor signaling pathway
Cellular component (GO): membrane
Molecular function (GO): G protein-coupled receptor activity
Source: RefSeq, a predicted model, not a curated record